GGAACAGAACAAAGUGUUAGUCAGCUCAGGGGUUAGCGUAGACUGUCCAGAGUCCGCUAAUUUCCCCUUAUUAUUUAGUUAGUGUGAGUGUCCUGCUACAAGUAACACACCAUGACUGAAGUGUUUCAAUUCGGGGUGGUCCCCAUCACGUGUCAUGCAUGGAAUACUGAUAGGACCAAGGUGGCACUGAGCCUCAACAAUAAUGAGGUCAACAUCUACGGUCGGACUGGAACGGAGUGGAAACUUGAGGAGACUCUUCAAGGCCACGACCUAAGGGUGACCGGCAUUGACUGGGCCCCUAAAACGAACCGCAUUGUCACCUGUGGAGCUGAUCGCAAUGCUUAUGUAUGGACAUGUGGUGAAGACGGGAAGUGGAGUCCAACAUUGGUGCUCCUCCGUAUCAACCGUGCAGCGACAUGUGUGAAAUGGUCUCCAAAUGAAAAUAAAUUUGCUGUGGGAUCUGGAGCACGACUGAUCUCGGUGUGUUACUUCGAGCAGGAGAACAACUGGUGGGUGUCUAAGCACAUCAAGAAGCCCAUCCGUUCCACAAUCACCACUCUUGACUGGCAUCCCAACAACAUCCUCCUGGCCACAGGAGCUGCUGACUUCAAGGUGAGGAUUUUCUCUGCUUGGAUCAAGGAUAUUGAGCCAAAGCCAACCCCUACUCCAUGGGGUGCCAAAAUGCCCCUUGGUCAGUUGAUGACCGAAUUCUCUAACUCUACUGGAGGAGGUGGUUGGGUGCACAGUGUUAGUUUCUCUGCUGAUGGCAACCGAGUGUGCUGGGUUGGACAUGACUCCAGUCUUACGGUUGCUGAUGCUAGUAAGGAGAUGUCGAAGACCCAACUAAAGACCCAGUACCUGCCAUUUACUGCUGUGUCUUGGGUCUCUCUCAAUUCUCUAGUUGCAGUGGGUCACGGAUGUUGCCCGAUGCUGUACAGUGUGGAUGACAUUGGAAAGCUGACUUUUGUAACCAAGUUGGAUGUUGCACAAAAGAAGGAGACUGGAAGCCUUAGUGCCAUGAAGAAGUUCCAGUCUCUUGACCGCACUGCUCGCUCUGACCAGUCAGACACAACUCUGGCUACUGUCCACCAGAACACCAUUACUGGCUUGGCCAUCUUCUCUGGUGACAAGAGUGGAGCCAAUGCCAUUUCAACCUGUGGAGCAGACUCUCAACUUGUUAUCUGGAACUUUAAGUCCCUGGAGCAGUCCCUUGGAGAUCUACACAUGAACUAAGUCCAUGCUGAACAUGUGCCAUAUACAGUUUAUAAUCAGAUGUUGCUGUAUGGUCUUGCAGUCAAAGGAGAUGAUUUUAAAAAUGAAGGAAUAGCUGGAAAUAUUCAUGUAUGGUGAUUGUGUGAUUUUGUUUGAUUUUUGUAAAUUGAAUUUGGAACAAUCUUUUAUUUCCUAAUCCAGUUGUGACUCCAUUCCAAUUGCUUGAGAAUUUUUUACGAGUGAUUGUUUUUAAUAAAGUUGAUUUACUUAAAGGUAAAGUGAAGUGAUUAACUGUUAUUACAACAAGUACCUCCAUUGUUUGACCAGUGUUAAGUAAAGCAUUCCAAGUAAAAAAAUAAAUAAAAAGAGGAAAUUG
Messenger RNA from Penaeus indicus, 1588 nucleotides. It is a transcript of the gene Arpc1, whose product is annotated as actin-related protein 2/3 complex subunit 1A-B-like. Gene Ontology annotation, molecular function: actin filament binding. Bases 112 to 1233 code for a protein of 373 amino acids. The record is from RefSeq and is a predicted model, not a curated record. NCBI's taxonomy places the organism in Eukaryota, Metazoa, Arthropoda, Malacostraca, Decapoda, Penaeidae. Gene Ontology annotation, cellular component: Arp2/3 protein complex; actin cytoskeleton. Gene Ontology annotation, biological process: Arp2/3 complex-mediated actin nucleation. The transcript is spliced from 10 exons.